AAUAGUGUCGUCGAUGAUAAAUAUUGGAAACUAAUGAAACAAAAUAAUGAAAAAUCUUCCAUUUGACUUAACUCACACAGCGUGAAAACCGUCUUUGUCGUUUCCCCCUCCUCUUUAUAUGCUAUUUCACUCGCUUGAAUUUCAAGGAAUCUUUGUAGUUCAUUGGUACAAUAGGCGCGAACUCGUUACGCUUGAACAUUUGUACAAGAUUACAAAGCGUUUACAUUUUUCUGUAUUAAUCUUGUUUUUUCUCUCAGUUUUCAUAAUAUUUUCGAAAAUGCUUGGCGAUCUAAAAAAGUGCUGUGUAAUUAUUCCGCAACGAUGGAUUUUUGCAUUAAUGUGCUUUUUAGCGCUAUUCAAUGCGUAUGCUAUGCGCGCAUGCUUAUCAAUUGCGAUAACGGAGAUGGUUGUACCAAUAACAGUUCCAGAAGCUGUUCAAGAUGAAACUUGUCCGUCGAUGGAUGUUAAAUUACCAAUUAAUCAAACAAAACAUUUUGAAGGAACCUAUGAAUGGGAUGAAUAUACUCAGGGUCUGAUACUUUCGUCCUUCUAUUGGGGAUACAUUAUCACUCACUUACCUGGUGGCAUGAUUGCUGAUAAAUAUGGCGGCAAAUAUACUCUAGGAAUUGGGAUCUUGCUGACCGCUAUAUUCACCCUCCUCACUCCACUGGCUGUUUAUUGGGGCGAAUCCAAUGCCCUUAUAGCUCUACGAAUAUUAAUGGGUCUCGGCGAAGGUACUACCUAUCCGGCUAUAAACGUCCUACUGGCCCAAUGGACACCACCCGAAGAAAGAUCCAGAACGGGCUCGUUCGUAUAUGCCGGAGCUUUGAUUGGCACAAUCUAUGCGACGAUGGUAUCUGGAUUAAUUCUUUAUUAUUCUAACACGGGUUGGCCAACUGUUUUUUACGUUAUUGGCACCACCAGUAUAAUAUGGUUCGUAAUUUGGCUUUUGGCUUGCUACAAUAAUCCACGAGAUCAUCCCUUCAUCUCGAUAGACGAGGUUAACUAUCUAAAGGAGCGUAUGAGCAAGCACACACACGACGAGCCAUCGUCAGUCCCUUGGAAACUAAUAUUAAUGUCGAAGCCAUUGUGGGCUGUAAUAAUUGCGCUAAUUGGAUUCAACUGGUCGAUUCUUACGAUAGUCACGGACUUACCAAAGUACAUGAGUGGCGUAUUAAAGUUUUCCGUGCAAAAUAAUGGAUAUCUUACGUCGUUUGUGUAUCUGUGCAUGUGGAUUGGUGGCACGGCAAGCUCUUGCCUCGCUGAUUAUUUAAUAACUAAAGAUUACGCUUCCAUAACGCAAGUUCGAAAGCUCGGCUCGAUCUUGGCUUUACCUGCUUCCGCAUCCUUCAUCGUAGCCGCCUCGUAUGCCGGAUGUGACCGGGUACUCGUUAUUGGAAUGUUUACCAUAGCGAUGUUAUUAAUGGGAACGGCCUUUCCCAGUGUAAUGGUCAAUGCUCUCGACCUCAGUCCCAAUUAUGCUGGUACACUAAUGGCUCUGACCAAUGGCUUAUCAGCGCUCACGGGGAUCGCCUCCCCCUAUAUCAUUGGUAUUAUAACGCCUAAUCAGACACUCAGCGAAUGGCGAUUAGUUUUUUGGAUUUUAUUUGGAAUGUCAGUGAUCAGUAAUUUGAUUUUUUUGAAAUAUGGUAGUGGUAAGGUCGAAGACUGGAAUGAUCCUAAAUUUAUUCGCGUAAGAAGUAGAAAGAGAGAGUCAUUUGAAGAAAUUAAUAUGUAAA
Messenger RNA from Ceratosolen solmsi marchali, 1739 nucleotides. Its product is annotated as sialin-like. The record is from RefSeq and is a predicted model, not a curated record. The transcript has 3 exons. Lineage: Eukaryota; Metazoa; Arthropoda; Insecta; Hymenoptera; Agaonidae. The coding region runs from base 119 to 1738 and encodes 539 amino acids. Gene Ontology annotation, cellular component: membrane. Gene Ontology annotation, molecular function: transmembrane transporter activity. Gene Ontology annotation, biological process: monoatomic anion transport; transmembrane transport.